Calypte anna (Anna's hummingbird) is the source of this 2214-nucleotide messenger RNA. It is a transcript of the gene NPTN, whose product is annotated as neuroplastin. Lineage: Eukaryota; Metazoa; Chordata; Aves; Apodiformes; Trochilidae. The record is from RefSeq and is a predicted model, not a curated record. The transcript has 8 exons. The coding region runs from base 161 to 1003 and encodes 280 amino acids.
GGAGGUCGGCGGAGAAGGACAGAGCCGCAGCCGCUUCGCUCCCGUCCGCCGCCCGCCUCACCCUCCCCUCCCGGCCGCCCCCCUUCCUCUUCCUCCUCCUCCUCCUCCUGCUUUUUUCCCCCCCUCCCCCCUUCCCCCUCCUCCCCAGGUUGCGGAAAGGAUGCCGCGCUCUGGGCCGCUACCCGCUGCCUUCUCGCUGCUGCUGGCGACCACUGCUCUCCUGCCGGGACCCGCCGCGGCGCAGAACGAGCCCAGGAUCAAUGCCAGUGAGGAUGUAGUCAUUCAUGUGUAUAGCCCAGCUGUCACAUUGCAGUGUAACCUCACCACAAGUCCCAGCCCCCUUUCUGCCAGUUACUGGGUGAAGAAUGGAGAAGAGAUCCCUGGCACUAGAAAAUCUACAAACACUACAGAAUACAAGAUUUCCAAGCCCCGAGCAGAGGAGUCUGGGGAGUACUUGUGUGUGUUUGUCUUUGCCAACUCUCCCAUAGCCAACGCCACUAUAGAAGUGAGAGCCACUCCUGACAUCACUGGCCACAAGAGAAGUGAAAAUAAAAACGAGGGGCAGGAGGCACUGAUGUACUGCAAGUCCGUGGGCUUCCCACACCCCGAGUGGGUGUGGCGCAAGAAGGUCAAUGGAGUGUUUGAGGACAUCAACAACUCCUCUGGCAGAUUCUUUAUUUCAAAUAAGGACAACUACACUGAGCUCAGCAUCACAAACCUACAGAUCAACGAGGAUCCUGGCGAGUACCAGUGCAAUGCCACCAACCAGGUUGGCUCUGUCUCUGUCACAACCAUCCUCCGUGUCCGCAGCCACUUGGCUCCCCUCUGGCCCUUUUUGGGGAUUUUGGCAGAAAUCAUUAUCCUGGUGGUCAUCAUAGUUAUUUAUGAGAAACGGAAGCGGCCGGAUGAAGUCCCAGAUGAUGAUGAACCAGCUGGGCCAAUGAAAACCAAUUCUACAAACAAUCAUAAAGAUAAAAACUUACGCCAGAGAAACACAAAUUAAAAAUGCUUAUCAUAGCUUUAAGUUUCUGAGAGACUGAUGGCAAUAUGACCUGCUAAAUUUAAGGGUUGGAACUCUUGGUUCUAGACUCCAGUUCUGUCUGAUUAUUAUUUUUUUUUUUUUCCUUUUCAAGUGAGAACAAUAUGACUGUCUAACGCAUGCCUUAUUUAGCCUCUCCUGUAAAGAUGACCUAGCCAGAUAAAUUUUAAUAAUGCUUCAGUGUAGAAGGUGUAAACUAUUUUGGGCUUGAUGUGCUGUGAAUGUUGCUUUUCUUUUCUUUCUCUUUUUUUUUUUUCUUCUUUUCUUUUUUUCCCUUUCUUUCUUCUUCCCCCCCCUUCCUUAAUCUAUUUAAACAUUAGCAGUAGUGAGCUGGUUCACGCAUGCACCAUUUUUUACUUCCUGUAGCUGUUCAAAUUGGCAAAGCUCUAAACCGCACCGCUGCCAUCUAGUGAGACUUUUUUGUAAAGUACAGCAGAACUUACAAAUAUAUACAGUAUAUAUUUAUAUUUUGGGGGAGAGGGAAAACCAAAAUACAGUAAUCGUGUUUCAUUUUGAAGCUGCUGAUAUUCAUUCCUUACUGUAUGUCUGAGAGGUGAGAGGAUUCUACUGUUCUGGUACUUAGAGAAGUAAUAUAAAUUGAAAUUACCUUAAGGGCUUAACCUAUGUAGAGAGACUUGGGUGUCCUAUAAUCAGACUUUACAAGCUGGAAUGGUUCGACGUGGUGGUGGAAUGCAGUUGAAAACCAACAAGACUUCAGUUUAUAAAUAUAUAUAUAUAUAUGAUUGCUUUUUAAGUGGGUUUUUUUUUUUUGGUUUUUUGUUAACUCAUGUAAAUUCUCAAAUCCUUUUGCACUGAUGUGUUCAACAUAUUCUUGUACAUUCAAUUCAGGCAAACUUUUGUAAUUUUCUUGGUUUCUUUUUUUUUGUUUGUUUCGGUUUUUUUUGUUUUGUUUUCUGGUUUUUUUGUUUAAAUGAUGAGAUGUUAAGCAUGGUGAUAUUCUAUGCAACUAGUUAUACUCUUUAGUUUGACACUGUAAUUUCUCAUGAUUUAAAGAUUGUAGAAAUAGACCUAACAGGGUUCUCAUGAUGUGCGUAACUGUAGAUGCAUGAACUUGUGUUCUGUGUAUUUGUUGAAGUGCAAUGAUGUAUAAAAAGUGGAUUCACCUGUUUUUAAAAAUAAAACACUGACAAAAAAAAAAAAAAAAAAAAAAAAAA